Messenger RNA from Saxophila tyrrhenica, 729 nucleotides. RefSeq lists its product as uncharacterized. The coding region runs from base 1 to 729 and encodes 242 amino acids. The transcript is spliced from 2 exons. NCBI's taxonomy places the organism in Eukaryota, Fungi, Ascomycota, Dothideomycetes, Mycosphaerellales, Extremaceae. The record is from RefSeq and is a predicted model, not a curated record.
AUGGCUACCCCGGCACCACAAGGCGCUGAUGCCUCGACCUCCGCUGCCGCCGACACCCCCAAAGCGCAGGACGGCGUCGAGAUGAGCACGCUGCAAUCGCCUUCCGCGCCCUCCGCCGAAGCAGACGCCCAACCAGCACAGCAAACACCACAUCCACAGCCCACCUCCGAGACACACGACACCACCGCCGGCGCCGAGCAACUCCAACCAACACCCUCCCUCCAACCACCCCUCGCCCGCUCCCAAACCGAAGCCCUCGGCCCCGCCACCGAAUCCCCCAUCGCCGCUCCCCCAGCCGACCGUGGCCCCACGCUCAGCAUCACCCUCAUGCUCACGAGCGGCGCGCGACAUCCGUACAAAAUCGACGAAAAGUACCUGCGCAACCGCAAAGUCGAGAUCCCGAGCAGUGGGAGCUUCGAUCCGCGGGAUAUCAGCGGGUACAAGUUGAAGGAGCUGAUUUGGACGGAUUGGCGGACGGAGUGGGAGCCGAGGCCGGCGAGCCCGAGUUCGAUACGGUUGAUUAUUCUGGGGAGGUUUGUGGAGGACAAGAGUGCGCUGAAAGACUUCCCCUUCAAACUCGACCAAACCAACGUCCUCCACAUGACCAUCAAACCCGCCGACUUCCUCGACGACGAAGAGACCGCGGGCAAAGGCACAGGCAAAGGCCACUCGAUACGAGGACGGGACGACGGCGAGGGAGGGGCGGGGUGUCGGUGCGUGAUAUUAUGA